Molecule: messenger RNA, 7444 nt
Organism: Rhinolophus ferrumequinum (greater horseshoe bat)
Lineage: Eukaryota; Metazoa; Chordata; Mammalia; Chiroptera; Rhinolophidae
Gene: MLANA
Product: melan-A
Exons: 5
Coding region: 113-469 (118 amino acids)
Cellular component (GO): endoplasmic reticulum membrane; trans-Golgi network; melanosome
Source: RefSeq, a predicted model, not a curated record
AGGGGGUGGAAAAAAAGAUUAAGAGCCAGAGAAGCAAUCUUCACACACAGACCCGGCCGCACCCAGAAGACGGUCGCAUCCAGAAAGGUGUCCUGUGUCCUGACCCCACAAGAUGCCCAGUGAAGGGGCUCACUUCGUCUAUGGGUACCCCAGGAGGGGCCGUGGCCACUCCUACAUCACAGCUGAAGAGGCCGUGGGGAUUGGAUUCCUGACGGUGAUCCUGGGAAUUUUACUGCUCAUCGGCUGCUGGUAUUGCAGAAGACGAAGUGGAUACAGAAGCUUGAAGGACAAAAGCUUUUAUGCUGGGACUCAAAGUACUUUAAUAGGAAGGUGUCCACUUGAGGGGCUUGGUCACCUGGGCAGCAAACUUCCUUUUCAAGAGAACAAUUGUGAACCUGUGGUUCCCAAUGCUCCACCUGCCUAUGAGAAACUCUCUGCAGAACCGUCACCACCACCUUAUUCGCCAUGAGAACCAGCAAGGCCCCGGAGAGAUGCUGAAAUGAUUUCCCUCACACUUUUGCUUAAAUUUAACAUGGUCAUUUAAUGUUCUGCUUCAGAAUGCUGUGGAAACAGUGUACAUCAUUUCUAAUAAUAAGCUUAUGUUAAAUUCUUAGUAGGGCAACUAGCAAUACUAAUUGAGGAAAUGAUGAAAAAUAUUAAAAUGGGAAAACUUUGUCAAUAAAUAUUGUAAUGCAUUAUACUAUGUGCCAGCAGUAAUGCUAGUAAACCUAGUGUUAUUUUCUGAGGGAUAGGAUUCAAGUAUGUGUUCUGGGACCAAUCAAAUUUUUUUUUAGUUGAAAUUUGGCUAAUAACUAACAAACUACUAUUCUGAUAUUUGAAGAAGAAACCUCUUGACCAAAUUGAACUCGAACAGAAUUGUUAUAGGUGCGUUUGUGCUAUGGAAUCCUCACAAAGGAUACCUUCCCAGGUUUAAGACCAAGAGCUGAAUGACCUACCAGAUUAUAUGGUCAGAUUCAUCUGAUCAGGAACGGGUCAAUAGCGUCCCUUUAGCGUUCUAAAAUUCCACCGUGCUACAAUAAUAUACUACAGAGAUCCUGUAUCUUAAUACAUAUAAUGCAGUUCCAAUUACAUUUCACUUCAGGGCUCAAUGCUAUCUAAUUAAUCACAAGAAUUUUUUGUUAAACAAGAAGGUGGUGUCAGAAUUUAAAUAAGUAAAAGCUACUAUAGUUUGAUGUCUUGCCUUAAAUGUCCCAAUGACAAUUUAGUUCUUUUGGACUCCCAAAUCCCUCUCAAAAGAAUAUAUAGAAGAAAUGAUGAAUAAUCAGAUUCUGGAAUAGUUAUUUGCAUAGCGACAGUAUAAUUUAUUUUGUUGACAUCUACAUAUCACUAAUACUACUAUUUAUCUAAUUUUUUCUUUCAGUCAGCUCAUUUAAAAAUUUUUUUGGCUUAAAUUUAUAUCCCCACCCUAAAUGGAAAAUCAGUAUCAUUUUCUAUAAGUAGAGGAUGAGUAUAAAAAUGAAAAUAAUGAAAACAAAUAUUUUUAUUAAAACCCAGGAAGAUACUGAUGAACGCAGAUGACUAUCAACUUGAGAGCUGCUCUCUUUGUUAAAGAGGGAGAUUAGCAAGAAUCAGAGAAAAGCUUUUAACGUAAUUAAAAGGCUUGCAAGGGAACGAAAUGACUUUCUCACUAUGUGACUCAGUGUUAUCUAAUGGUGAGUCAGUAAACCACCUAAAAUCAUCUUAUGUCAUUGGAAACACCAGUGUAGCAUAGCUGCAUCAUUUUCUACAAAAGAUUGUACUGCAGAGAAAAAACACUAAGAGACUUUUUACACACACUGAAAAAAGUGUAAUUCAAGAAAAUACUAAAAUACCCCCUGCCCUUUCUGAUACUGUCUAGUCUUUUCACUUAAAAUAAGCCCUGCCCCUCCUAUUUCGAACAAAUAAAUGAAUUCUAAACAAAGUAAACUCCAUCAGGCAUUUGGCCAGCUUCUCUCAUCGCAAGGCCUAGUCUGAGCUUUAAUCCUCCACAUUAUAAAAUAACCUGUGGCUUGACCCCUGGACUCGUCGAAGGUCCCCAGACCACCAUCUGCUGAGUUCUCUCCUUUCCCUCUGGACACAGGAGUACUCUACUGCUGCCUGUCCCACCAUAAGGCCCUGACAUGCUCGUGGGCAGAGAAUGGGUAAUGGCAUGGCACUGCUGUAAUCUCCUAGGUUUCCUGAAGGAUCAGGUUAGGACUAGAGUGGUCAGAGCUCACGGCUGGUCUCCUCCAGCUGCAAUCAUUGUUUUCUACUUGCCCAAAUGCACUGGACAAAUAAUAUCACCUUCUAUUGUGCAGUGAGCAAAGUUAGUGAACUGUUUUAUAACACCUGGUCUUCCUUCCUCUUCCUGCUCCCCACCAGCCCUCAGAUAUUGUUGUCUGAUGCUUGAUUCAAGGCCACGUCUCUAUAGGUUUCCCUAGGAGAUUCUCAUAUGGAUGCUCUGAUUGGUUUUAAAGAGCAGGCAUACUUUAAAGAGGGAAAAAGAGCCAAAAGAUUCUCUGCUGGGUUCAAGUUCAGUGAGGAGAUGAGACUAAUUAUACAAACCAAUGAAGCCCUUGAGUCACCUCCAGGGGACACUAGUCCCCUGAAGUUUGCCAAACACUGGCUUUGGCAGCACUUAGAAAUAUCUGGAGCGGUCUACUCAUUACUUGAGAAUAUUGCAGAACUUUUCCAAAAAGAAAAGACAUAAGUGGGCCUCCUAACCUUACAUUUCAUGUCUUGACCUUAAGGACUGGCACAGUCACUCUAAAAUGCAGCAAAAUCCCUCAAUCUCAAGUGACUGAUGACAAAACAUCUUAAAAGCAUCUCAGAAGAAUGCAGAACAACUUAAGAGGGAAAUCCUGGAUAGUUUGUAUGAAAACACUCAUUUUUAAGAAAGCCUAAAACUCCUAUCACAAGAAGCUGUGAGAUCGAAGUGUGGGAAAUGAAGAACAAAAACAAAAAACAAACAAAAACAAUGCUUGACCACUUGAAAACACGAAUGAAAGAGGCUCUAAAUGAAAAGGAGAAACCAUUAAAAAAUCUCUGAAACUGCACUAAAGGUAAGUCUGCCUGCUUUCUUUAGAAACGAUUACCUGAAUAAGAUCAUUAUUCCUAAAAGUGUUUUGCGGAUCUAGAUGGCUUUAAUAAAAUUAUUAUGGAAAGUAGACCAUUUCAUUAGACUUUCUAGAAUUAGAUCCGUAUUAUAUUUAGAUAGAACUAAAUGGUCCACUAUUACUUAAGCCAUAAAUGAAUUUUUGUAUCAGGGAGAGACAUUCAAAUCAAUAAAGACCAUUUGUAUAUGCUAUAAACUAUUAGAAGAAAUCUGUAAAAACAAUAUUUACAAUAAAUUUUGGUUUAAAAAAAUGUAAAACAAGAACUCUAUUAAAACCCAAACUGAAUAAAACGCCACCCCCAACUAAACCUAUUACUAUUUUUGAGCACUAAAUUCAUAGAUUCAGGGGAGAUUAACACUGCUCGUGACAUUCUUUGCUGUUUAAACGUUUCUAAAUUUUAUGCAAAGUAAAAGCUUUCCCUUAGGAAAAAAAAAAAUCCCUUUCUCUAUCCUUCUCGAUCUGAAUACAGGUAUACCUCAUGGACAUUGCAGAUCAGUAGCAGACCACUGUAAUACAGAGUGCUAAGCUUUUUGCUGGUGGAAGGUCUUGCCUCCAAUUUGUGAAAAAAUGAAACAUCUGUGAAGCAUGACAAAACAAGGUUAAGCUUGCAGGGUUUUCUUUCUUCUCUACUUCUCCCAUUACUGUCAGAAAACAGGUCUUCACACCACCUAGUAACUUCCUAAUUGGCCUCCCAAUAGUAGCUACUAUUUAUUAUGUGGCAGGCAUUGGGCCGUUUUACAUAAAUUAUCUCAUCUAAUCCUCAUAGCAAUCCUGCAAUGUCAUUAUCUUCAUUUUACAUGUGAAGGUUAUUACGCUUGCUUCAAAAGCUUCAGUAGCUCCCCAAUUAUUUUCAGAAUAUUUUUCAGUCCUCUAUCACCCAACCCAGACUAUUUUUUAAAUCAUUGGUGCGCUUAACCCAUAAUAUCCUAUUCAAACUCAAUUGCUUUAUUCCCUACAUGCUUGUGUUCUUUUUUAAACUGAUAUAACUGACAUAUACUAUUGUAUUUGUUUUAGGUGUACAACAUGACAACAUACGUAUAUAUUGUGAAAUGAUUACCACACAGUUAACAUCCAUCGCCACACAGUUACAAUUAGUUUUGUGGUGAGAACUUUUAAGAUUUACUGUUAGGAACUUUCAAAUAUACAAUACAGUGUUGUUAACUUCCUUGUGCUUUUCUAAGACCAAGUCUCUGUAGGCCCAGUUUUAAACAUACUUUCAGUUCUAGCACAAAUGCCACCUCUUAUCUGAAACUUUCUUUGGCAUCUCCCGGCAAAACUCUUGAGAGUUCUUCAUUCCUGACAUUUAAACUUGUUAUAGUCUCGUGUGUGUUGCGAACAGGGAUGGGACUUCACUCAUCAGUGUUGUUCCUAUAAUAAUACGUUCUGUAUUAUAUGGUUCUCAAUAAAUAUGUAGAAUGAAUUUAUACCUCUUUGAAUUUGAAUUCAUAUUGAUAAUUAUGCUUUGAAUUUACUUGAUAAUUAUUUUAAGAAUAUUGAAGAUUACAUACAUGAAAAUACAUACUUUUGAUUCUCUAGCACUUCUUCACAUAUUGCUUUUAACUACAGAAGUUUCUCACAUUCAGAUUUUGUCUCCAAGUAAACUAAGAACCUGAACUAUGCCGUGUCCUGCACCUUUGUUUAUUGAGAAAGCAUCAAGCACCACCCUGUGCAUAAUAAAUGCUUGUUGAAUAAUUAGUAAAAUUAUUUGGGGCAGAUGACAGCAUUAUAGUGACAAUGAGACUUCAGGCUCAUGUGAUGGUAAAACUUCUGGAAUGACUUAUGGUAAGUCAUUCUGUAUUCUCUGUUACAGUACGGUAUAAUUUUAUAACUCUCCCCAUCAAAUUUCUUAGAUCACUUUCAGAACUUGCCACCUUUUCAAGCUUUUAAUAUUAAAGAUUUCUAAACUCCCUCUCCAAGUCAAUGGUAUACUGGAUCAAGUAAACAUUUUCAUUUAUCUUAGUGUACAUAUUAUAGACAUUACUGCUUUAAUCAUAAAACUAUUGAUGUCAAUUAAUUGUUAAACAUACCAAUAAAAUUGGAGGCUUUGAAUGGAAGCAGGGAUCUAAACUUAGUAUUUAUAUACAUUAUUAUUUUUUUAACUAAUCACAAAAAUUGAAUUUUUUGUGUGUGCAGGAAAAUCCAUAGUAAAGAGAAGAACUAACACAUCAGGAGAUAUAUUAUUUCAGCAUGUUUUAACUUAGCAUUUAAAGUGAUACUGAACACAAACACCCAAACGGCCUAACUCUACACUAAAUGUGGAAAUACACCCUUCUAGCUUUGCGAAGCCUUUUAGGCACCAUUGUGGUGACUUUUCUUUCUUUCCAUGCAUGCCUUUAUGGAUGACCUUUAAAGAAUAGUUAAUGAUAACUGAAUACAAAGAAUUGAGGAAUUUUACUUUGUACUCUUUGGCCAAGAUCCCAGAAAUCCUCAUGACCUAGCGCACUGGAAGCAAAGGGAAAAGAAUUUGGCUUUCUGAUUACAUAAAUCCAUUAAUUUAGUCAAAUUUCUAGUAAAAAAUGGAGUAUUAUUUUCAAAAAGUAAACUAGAUCUUAACUAGUGUUAAGUAGUUACCUAGAUUUCUCACUCACUCAACUAUAUUGGAUGUCUACUGUGUGCCAGUCGCUGGGGUGACAACAAUGAAGACCACUGACAAGGUCUCUUUAUAAGAAGUUACAUUACAUAAAUGCAUUACAUAAAUGCAUACAAAAAUUUUUACUACAGUUGUGAAGGAGUGCUAUGUCCUUUUCAAUCUGUCCUCAAUCUGUGAGUGACUGCAAUAUCAUGCUGCUGGCUGGGGUACGGGAAGAACAGGGAGUUAUGUAAUAGGCAAUGAGAACCUGUAAUGGAACAUUAAGUCAAAGAGAACAAUGGGAAGAACUUGGUGUCUCAAACCUUCUAGGAACUAAAACAAACAAACAAACAAACAAACAAACAAACAAAAAACAGCACAAUCAGCAAGGAGAAUAGGUUGAAAUGAAGUUGGGGAGGUAAGCAGGAAGAGACUGAAGAACCUUUUAAGCCCUAAGGGAGGAGGGGAGCACUUCACACCAAAAGGUUCAACAGAUCACACAGAGCUUUGAAGGCCGUAUUCAAAGUUUGGGUUUAGGAGUUAGAAAAGAAUAAGUGGUUAAUAAUUAGUUUAGGUCCUUCACUGAGAUUAAAGUUGGACCCUAGGUAAUUAAGUAAAUUAGUUUCUGGAAGUGGCUUAGAUAAUUCUUUUCAGACAAAAUAUAGUUUUAGGUUGUUUUGUUUUAAAAGUUGAGCAUAUAAAUAACAAUCACUUAUUGAGCACCACCUAUGUACAAUGUAAUACACUUCAACAUCACCUACUUCCUCCUGAAAUCCAAGGUCUUUCUAAACUGACAGGGAAAGGGGGAGGGUGUCUACAGAGUAGAACACAGAUGUGAUUGAUAAAAGUACUGUCUUAGAGCAUAAAUAUAGGUUUUUGGGAGCCUUUAACAGUGAGGGAAUACCUUCACUGCCUUCUCCAUUUUGAUAACUAAUACAUUUCAAUGUAGUUUCAAAGGAAGUCUUUAAGCCUAUUCUUCCCUACCAUUUAAACCCUAGACUAUAACUCCACGUAAUGAGGUUUAACAUUAUUAUAAAUGGAACGUGGAUGAGUAUAGUGUCCCAAAUAAGAUAAUGGAUAUAAAGAUCCAAUUAAUAUAAAAUCUUUUAUUUAAAAUGAGACAUAUUCUGAUAUACCACAAAGUCAAACCCUGAGAAUAAGCUGACCCAUAAAAACUGCUUUGUAAUGGAAUUUAAGUAACUGCUCUGUAAUAAAAAGCAAAGAGUACUUAUAAAUAACUGAAGGUGUCAACAUUCGUUACUCUGAACUAAAAAAAAAAAAAAAUCAUGUUUUUAAAAAUACCAUAUUGAAAAAUCUGUCACUAUGAACCAACACCUUAAUAUUAAAAAAAAAAAAAUUGGGGAAACUAGGUCAAGAGUACAUGCGACCUUUCAGUACUACCAUUGCAAUUUCCUGUGAAUCCAGUUAUUUUUAAACAGUUAAAAAAAAAAACAUAUCUGGGAUGUAUAAACAGACUAAAUAAAUUGGCUUGAGAGAUUACUUAUUUUGGUAAAUGUAGAAUUUGGUGCUGGACUGAGAGAAAAAAACUUAAAACAAUGAAAUCUUGAGUAAAAUUUUGUAACAGAAGUAAUGUAAAAUCAUGGAAAAAGAAUUUAAAGCAUUGUGUUCAAACACUGGCUCUACCACCCACUAGCUGGGUGACCUUGGGGUACAUCACUUAACCUCUCAAGGGUACUGUGAAAAUCCAAUGAGAUAUAAAAGUAAAGUUUGUAAACUGUAAAGCCUUGUACAAAUGCUAUUAAUUCAAAUUUCACAGCCU